AUGAACAAGGUCAAGGAUAGAAAACUCUCGAAGGAUGAUUCUUCAGCGCAUGGGAUUAAGUGGGAUAUUCCUAUAUGGUACCAACUUAAUGGCAAUCCAGUGCAAUUCGCUUGGCUGAGUAAAGACAAGCCGCUUUAUAUCCGGGCAAAUACUGAAAAUGAUAUUCUGGUGGUGAAUGGAGAUCGACAUGGUUUCUAUCGACAAAAUUAUGAUGAGAAGGGUUGGAAAAAAAUAAUCAAGCAACUUACAGAGAAUCACACGGUACUUGAACAGCGACACUUCGAUUGUCUUAUCGUAAAAGGUUUUGCGACAGUGAGAAUUAUACUGUCAUAG
Haemonchus placei is the source of this 333-nucleotide messenger RNA. The record is from the annotation of a GenBank genome assembly. Lineage: Eukaryota; Metazoa; Nematoda; Chromadorea; Rhabditida; Trichostrongylidae.